This is a messenger RNA of Truncatella angustata, 790 nucleotides long. Its product is annotated as 40S ribosomal protein S19. Gene Ontology annotation, biological process: translation; ribosomal small subunit assembly. Gene Ontology annotation, cellular component: cytosolic small ribosomal subunit; ribosome. The coding region runs from base 88 to 546 and encodes 152 amino acids. The record is from RefSeq and is a predicted model, not a curated record. Gene Ontology annotation, molecular function: structural constituent of ribosome; RNA binding. Lineage: Eukaryota; Fungi; Ascomycota; Sordariomycetes; Amphisphaeriales; Sporocadaceae. The transcript has 6 exons.
ACUCUGGUAGCCAACCGACCAACGCCCAACGCCCAAACAACCAGAAACCAGUCAAUCUCCCGAUUUCGACCAAGAAUUACCGUCAAAAUGGCUGGUGGAAUUAACGUUCGCGAUGUUGACUCGCAGAAAUUCAUCGAGGCUUACUCCUCGUUCUUGAAGCGUCAAGGCAAGCUGCCCAUUCCUGGUUGGGUCGACACUGUGAAGACCGGUGCUUCCCGUGAGCUUCCUCCUCAGAACAUCGAUUGGUUCUACGUCCGCGCUGCUUCCGUUGCCCGUCACGUCUACAUGCGCAAGACCGUUGGUGUUGGCCGUCUCCGUCGCGUCCACGGUACCGCCAAGAACCGAGGUGUCCGCCCCAGCCACCACGUCAACGCCUCCGGCUCCGUCGACCGCAAGAUCUUCCAGGCUCUGGAGAAGAUCGGUGUCCUCGAGCAGGAUGAGGAGAAGGGUGGCCGCCGCAUCACCCAGUCCGGCCAGCGUGAUUUGGACCGUAUCGCCCAGACCGUCGCUGAGGCUGACGAGGAGGAGGAGGAGGAUGACGAGUAAAUGCUUCUUUCGCGCAUUAUGAUAUCCGAUACGGCAAGGGAAAUUCUCGGUUCAGGUUCAGCAUAGGGUUCGGCGUCUGAAAAUGGCUUGACAUUCUGAUUCACCAAUCACGAGGCUUCCUGAACACCAUGAAAUGAUGACCUUCGCGUCGAUCCACGUCGAAACUGUCGUGAUGAGCGGAGGAUAGACUCAAUGGCAACUACGUCAAAAGUCGGAGCCUGUCAACAGUUUUUUCAACAUUGAA